Messenger RNA from Erythranthe guttata (spotted monkey flower), 453 nucleotides. Lineage: Eukaryota; Viridiplantae; Streptophyta; Magnoliopsida; Lamiales; Phrymaceae. The record is from RefSeq and is a predicted model, not a curated record.
UUCAGUCUCAAUUGAGAGAGCUGAGAGCUUGAUGUACACUCUCGCCGACGCUGCCGUGGCGACGGCGGACGGAGGCGGAUGGAAGUUGUCUUGAAGGUCCUCAAGGAUGGAUUUGCAGCUGUCCAUGUGUCGUAUUCGUAUGGAUUUGCGAUAAUACUGCUCACUAUUCUUGUCAAAGUUGCCACAUUUCCAUUGACCAAGCAACAGGUCGAAUCAACGCUAGCAAUGCAGAAUCUUCAACCAAAGAUCAAAGCUAUCCAACAAAGAUAUGCAGGAAACCAGGUGAGCAUCUUCACCCGUGUUCUAUUUCCCUAUUUAACUCUUGCCUUGGACUACUCCAAGAACACCGUGAAAACCACCUGCCUUCUUACGGGAGACCACAACUCCUCCCUCCUUGAAGCUCACACCAUCUCCUUCACCAUCAAGGUGGCUUGGCUAGACUUUGGUGCUUGA